AUGUCAAGAACGCCUAUCAAGCCCCUUAGUGCACAAUUACUACAGCUUAUAGGACAAUUCCUCCAUGAAAUGAGAAAUCCCCAGUUCAAGAUUGAAUAUGGCGAUGUCACUACCUAUAUCGUUUCUUCGGCCCCGUGUGAUGAUGGCCCGAUUACUACCCCUCUGCUGUCCGAUAUUCUUUCUCGCCAUAUGGGAUAUGCCCCCACUCGGGAAUUUACUAGGAAUCUAAUGGGGGCGAGUAUUUACGAUACGGACUUGGAAUGUAUGGCCGUGCUAUACAGUCUCCUGAUGAUGGAUCACCUGCCCCCUAGUGGCUUGCGUGUGUCAAUCAUCCGCAUACUUUAUUCGGAUAAUGGGGAGGACCUUGAGCGUCAUCUUGUGGAUAAUUUGGAUGAUGACGAUAGCGAUUGGCUAAAAGCCCAGCUAGAAAGAAUUUCGUGA
Molecule: messenger RNA, 441 nt
Organism: Penicillium verrucosum
Lineage: Eukaryota; Fungi; Ascomycota; Eurotiomycetes; Eurotiales; Aspergillaceae
Exons: 2
Coding region: 1-441 (146 amino acids)
Source: RefSeq, a predicted model, not a curated record